UAGAACGGAUCGAUCAUCGUUUGCCACAAUGUCCAACAACGUGUUCGCUCAUACGAGGGAGGCGGUGCGUUGCAAAGUGAAGAAAUGUGAACCGAAUCGACCGCCGGAAUGGCGUAAGUUCAGCGUUGACCCUCAAAUAACCUCUUUAGAAGUGUUAUAUUCAUUGUUAGCCAAAGCCUUCGAUAUCAAAUCGGACUUCUCCAUAAAAUAUAAGGCGUACGAUCCAGCCGGUAAUGAAAUAUACCUGGCUGUCUUGUCCGAUUGGGACUUGGAUGCGGCAUUUCUCAGAAUUCACAAUAUAUCCAUACAGACAUCUACGGAACCAUGCCUUAUGUUACAGAUCGACAUUAAACCCUUUACCGAAGUGAAGGAUUGGGAUCCCGAGAGUACGGCCAGUGCAUCAUCGGCGUUGAUUGGUUCGGGAUCAGUCAGCAGCAGCACUGGAGUAACACCCACGGGCUCAUCGGCUCGUGAGUUAAUAUCACCGCUGCAGCAGUCCAUUGGAGCUUCACAAAAAUAUGUCCAGCAAAUGCAAACAAAGUUGCCCGGUCUUAUCAUGAAUCAAAUGGAGAAGACCUUUACGAUGGUUCAGAAGGCAUUUAAUCUCAACGAAGAAACAAUGGCUGCAAUGCCACCUAGGCCAUCGUUGGCUGACAAUGAAUUCCGUAUGUACUUGGAUGCCCUGGGUCAAAUCCAAAGGACAGAUGAACUACGAAAGGUGAUUUUCUUGGGUGGCAUCGAUCCCAGUCUGCGAAGGGUGGUUUGGAAGCACAUCCUAAAUGUUUACCCUGCCGGUAUGAAUGGUCAUCAACGGAUGGACUAUAUGCGCCGCAAAUCGGAACAAUAUUAUCAAUUACGAGACGUAUGGAAAACGGCCAUAAAACAGGGUUACGUAGUUGGGGAAUUGGCGUAUGUCACCAGUAUGGUUAAGAAGGAUGUCUUGCGCACGGACCGACUGCAUCCAUUCUAUGCAGGCAAUGACGACAAUCAGAAUAUAGCCUCCCUUUUUAACAUUCUUACUACAUAUGCUCUAAAUCACCCAUCAGUCAGCUAUUGCCAAGGCAUGUCCGAUAUAGCCUCUCCGCUGUUGGUAACGAUGAAUGAUGAAGCACAAGCUUACAUUUGCUUCUGCGCCAUCAUGGAGAGGGUGAGGGGGAACUUUAUGCUGGACGGAAUAGCAAUGACACAGAAAUUUGCUCAUCUUACUGAAGCGUUAAGCUAUUACGAUUCGGAUUUCUGGGAGUACUUAAAAUCACAGCAAGCAGAUGACCUUCUCUUCUGUUAUCGUUGGUUGUUGCUCGAAAUGAAAAGAGAGUUUCCCUUCGAAGAUGCGCUACGGAUGUUGGAGGUUCAGUGGAGUUCUUUGAAGUACGAAACUAGCGUUGAUAAGGAACUGAAGUUGUUUGAAAAGGAGUUUGUACCAAUCACUGAAACGAUUUUACCAUCUACACCAACUAGUGUUGGCGGCGCAAUGCCUCCUAUUAGCCCUUCUUACUUCAUGGCAAAGCCACGAGAGAAUGCCUAUACAAAGGUUUGCGACUUGAGGAGACAGAGUUCCUCUGCUUCAUUACAUUCACUAAGCUCAUCUCUUACGUCAAGUCUAAAUCAGGGAUCUGGAUCAUUCACAUCCAAAUUGGAUUGCACUAGACGCUUGAAUCAAAGCCUUGAUGAUAAUAUGGCCCGCCAUGUUGCUACAAAACGCAACAGACGGAAAAUCCCAUCUAAUCGACAAUCUUUGGAUGAGACCAAAAUGUUGCAACUACUUGAAGGCCGACAUGAAACUCCAGAUGCUCUAGAAGUGUGUUCAACAGCUACGCCAGAUAGGCAGCUAGACACAGACCAAUCGGAGGACGAUGAUGUGUUUUCUGAUCACAGUAGUCAUUUUACGUUUCACGAUACAAAUCCAUUUAAAGACGAUACCUCCAUGAAGACAGAAAACGCUCCCACACCCAGAUCGUCGGGAAUACACAAGGCAUUCUUGAGUAGCAGUUCAUCGUCGUCCUUGGUUGGCUCCGACCUUACAAACAAUGGCACGAAUAACGUAUCUCAGGAUGAUGGGCUAACUAAUGAAACGGGCGAUAAGAAAGCACUUCCACUGCCCAAGGGCAUUGCAAAAUUACAAAACAAAAAAAUAAUAUCCAAUUAUAAUACUGUGAGCAAUAUAAUUGUAAAACAGUUAACGAAUGCCAGUAACACGAGUGGAGGUCAUUUCAAAGAUCUCAAGGAAAAAAUUGCAGCCACUAGUCGAAAGGGUUUGUCUCUCGAAGAAUGUAACGAGAAAUCUCAACAACGAUUGGUGAAAAAUUUCAAUGAAUUUCUGAAUUUUGCAUCUAUGAACAAAAGCCGUGUGGGAAAUGUCGACAAGACAAGUACGUCAGUUUUGUCAAGCGACGACAACGUUGCACAAAAAUCACGCAAAACACCUUCUCCGCAAAAGCUUUCUCCCACACCUCAUCCCCUUGUACAACUCACCAAAGGAGGUUUUACCUCAUCACUUGAAGAGUCCGACUCAUCGUCAAUACCUGACACAACCAAUAACACCUGGAGCUGUUCAACAGCGGCCACAGCAAUACAACAAGCAAAUAAUUUAAGCAGCAAUAGUUUACAUCUAGAGCUCAAUUCACUUUCUUCCCAAACUCACACACCAGAACGUACGCCUACAAUGGAAGCGACAUCACAACAUAAACGUCAAAAUGCUAGGACACCCAGCCAUCAGGAAAUCCGACAUGACCAUGCGAAUACCACACCAGAGGAAGGUCCAGAUUUAGACUAUCCGGCGAUAAUACGAGAGUUGCACAUGGAAGCUGAUAAUUUAGAUAGGCAGGUAUUUGGUGACAAUACAGUUACUAAGGACUCCACAUGUUCAGAAAUUGAAUAUGAAAAACUUGGGAAGGACUCGUUGGAUAUGAUAGAAGAUCUUGAUGUGGAUCAUGAUAGUAAUGCCUUAAGAAGUUCUGUUGAAAAUCACAGCGAAGUCAGAGCCAUGCUAAUUCCAAAUGGAGGAUUAGAUCCAAAUGUGAAUGGAAAUAAUAAAAAUAGAAAUAACGACAGUGUUACUUUGAAUCCUUUUCUCGAGGAAACUGCAAAUCCAGGUUAUUCAACUAAAGUGGAGAAAGGCAUUAAGAAUAGCAGUAGUUGUGAACCUUUUUACAGCCACGCAUCAAGUAGUUCGAGUUCAUUGCCCGAAGUUUUGAUUCCUGUUUCAACUACUGUACCCGAGACAGGCGAUGUCGAUGAGAUGGCUACAAAUGCGGCUGAUGAAGUCGCCUUUUCAAAAACGUCAUCAUCAAUGCAGCAGUCCAUCCCCAGCGGAAACUCUACAAAUUCCACACCGGCAACAAGAUUGCCACCGCCUUCGGAAUUUGGAGGUGGCAAUCCGUUCCUUAUGUUUCUCUGUCUUACUUUACUAUUGCAGCAUCGGAAUGUCAUUAUGAAAGCCCACAUGGACUACAAUGAAAUAGCAAUGCACUUUGAUAAAAUGGUGCGUAAGCAUGAUGUGACUCGAGUUCUGAACCAAGCUAGACGCAUGUAUAUUGAUUAUUUAAAAAGUUAUGCAGCACACAACCAAGAACGGCAACAGCACCAACACGAACAGCAAUCCUCAGUAAUAGCAAAUAGUGCACCACAGCAUUUAAACGAUCUCAGUAGAAAUGCAACGACGGCAAUACAAUCACCACCACAGAAGUACCAUCACAGUCAAACACAAAGAAAGUUCCAACAACAUUCCAGCAACCAAGCGCCAACAUCUUCGUCAUCAUCAUUUCAUACGAAAUCGUAAAGAAAGC
Messenger RNA from Musca vetustissima, 3785 nucleotides. RefSeq lists its product as uncharacterized. The transcript has 4 exons. Bases 29 to 3778 code for a protein of 1249 amino acids. Gene Ontology annotation, cellular component: autophagosome. Gene Ontology annotation, biological process: regulation of autophagosome maturation; activation of GTPase activity. Gene Ontology annotation, molecular function: GTPase activator activity. Lineage: Eukaryota; Metazoa; Arthropoda; Insecta; Diptera; Muscidae. The record is from RefSeq and is a predicted model, not a curated record.